AUGGAGUUUAAUUUAAGAAAUGAAUAAAUGAUAGCUUAUCAUAGAAAUAGAGAAGACUAUGAACCUUAACCUGAAGAUUGUUUAUAAUUUGCAUAUGGUGAUCGUAGAUAUGUGAAAAUGACAAACUAAAUAUAUGCAAGUGAUGAUGUUUUGAAACUGAAGAAUUUAGAAGAAAUCAAUGAAGAUUUGUAAUAUACUUAUAAUUAUUAAAAUUAUAAUAGUCAUAGAGGAGAUUUUAUAACAUUGGCAUUAUUAUCUAGUGAAAUAUUGGAUGUGUUAAUGAGUCACUUAUCUAAUCCUCAUGAAAGAAUUCGAGAACUCUCUUCAAGUGCCAUUGUAAAAAUAUAUUAAUCAAUAAAAAGGUGUUGAUAAGUUCAAUAAAAUUUGGAAGAGAUAAAAUAAUGGAAAAGUGUUUUGUUCCUACAAUAAUGAAACUUCUUAAUGAUUAAGUUGUUAAUAUUAGAAAAAAUGGAUAUCUAAGUUUAUUAAACAUGACAGAAUUUUAAUAAGGUAAUAAUAAUAUUUCAUAUUGUAGGUGUUGAUCAUGUAUAUUCAUAGGGUAUUUUAGUACCAUUGGUUAAUAAAUUAGUAGAGGAAAGUGUUGAGGAUCUAUUGACAUUAGAUUUACAAUUAUUAGAGAAAAUAUUAUAUUGUGGAGAUGCUUAAGUAGAAAUUUUAAAAACAUAAGCUAUAAAAAGAUUGACAUAACUUUUAAAACGAUCUAAUUAUAAGUUAAGAUCUUUGGCUUGUAAGAAUUUAGCUUGCAUUUCAUAUGAUGCAAAUGGGAAAUUAGAUGUUAUUAAUUAAGGAUGUGUUCUUGAAUUAUGUGCUAGAUUAUUAGAUGAUCAUAAUGAAGUUAUUACUAAUGCAACAAUGGCUUUGGCUAGUUUAGCAUAACAUAAUGAAUGCAAAUUUUAAAUGAUGGAUAAUAAUAAACUAGAUAUUGUUAUUAAAUUACUUAGUCAUAAUGAUCAUUAAAUCAAAUUGAAUAGUGUUUAAUUAGUAACAAGUCUUGCUGAACAUCCAAAAGGAAGAAAGGAAUGUUAUAAAUGUUUGCCUACUCUUUAGAAUUUCUCAACUGAUCCAUAAUAUGAAUAUAUCAGUCCUUAUGCUAUUUAAGCAAUAGAAGUCAUUAAGUGGGAACCUUGA
This is a messenger RNA of Paramecium pentaurelia, 1149 nucleotides long. NCBI's taxonomy places the organism in Eukaryota, Ciliophora, Oligohymenophorea, Peniculida, Parameciidae. The record is from the annotation of a GenBank genome assembly.